AUGAAAAAACCGCGGCGACCAGCGGUAUCUGUUUUAAAAUUUUUUCGUGGCAUAACUAAAUUGACUGUUCACAACUCAAUGGGUAAAGAAAAAACACGUGUCAAUAUUGUUGUUAUCGGCCAUGUUGAUUCGGGUAAAUCAACAACAUCGGGCCAUUUGAUUUACAAAUGUGGUGGUGUCGAUCAGCGAAUGA
Adineta ricciae is the source of this 193-nucleotide messenger RNA. Lineage: Eukaryota; Metazoa; Rotifera; Eurotatoria; Adinetida; Adinetidae. The record is from the annotation of a GenBank genome assembly.